This is a messenger RNA of Cryptomeria japonica (Japanese cedar), 734 nucleotides long. RefSeq lists its product as uncharacterized. Lineage: Eukaryota; Viridiplantae; Streptophyta; Pinopsida; Cupressales; Cupressaceae. The transcript has 2 exons. Bases 246 to 731 code for a protein of 161 amino acids. The record is from RefSeq and is a predicted model, not a curated record.
GUAAAAGGGUUUAACGUGGAGAUUACAAGAAAAGAAAGCCAUCAAUAACAAGAAACAUUACAAGAAUAGAAGAAGAAGAAGAAUAUUUUUUAACGUCCAUGGGACAAAACAGUCAGAGAAGAAGAUGGUUGUAAAAUAGCAUGAUAGAUUGAUUGAACGCAAGAUUUUGGGCUAAGAGAAAACACCUUAAGAUUUAUGGGCAGAUCGAACGUGAAUUAGGGUGGGUUAAUAUUAGCAAGUACAGAAUGGCGUUUCACUGGCAAACUGCAGAAGAGCAUUGGCUGUGCAACUUUAUUAGAAGCAUCAGAUCUUUCAUGCCAGUAUAUGGGUUUAUAUUGAAGACUUAUAUCAUUCCUUUCAAUGGUGGAAUUCCUCAUGGGGACGUCUUUUUCGUUCAGAUAUAUUGUGAUGGGCCAUACUGCAUGGAUUACCUGCGUGAGCAGCAUCUCCGUGCUCAAUCUUUUUACACUUUACAGCAUGCUAAGACUCCAGCUGUCAGAAGAGAGGAGAAUCGGCUUAUCCUUCUGCACCUCAUUGUUUCCACUUGUGAUCCCCACUGGAUUGUUGUUUAUAACUUUCUUUACCCUGGACCUUCAAGAACACUAGCUAAUCAUAGUUAUGGAUCCAGGAUUCCUGCUAGAGAAUUCUUGUUAUUAAGCUUUGCUAUUCUUUUCAGGAAUCGGGCCAGUCAAGCAGAAGGAAAUGAUUCUUUACAGCAAGAAAUGGUGUAGGAU